CUUUCCACUGGGGCUGAGUGCAUCUCUACAGUCUGCGCUACUCUUGAUUGUCUUUGGUCAUCACCUAGGAGAAAGAAUUGCUCAUCAUGAAGCUGACGGGCAACUCUCUGGCCGUCUGGGCUGCGGCUGCUGCCCUUCCACUUACAGCCAGCGCCGCAACGAUUGGAAAAGGCCCAGACAAGGAUGGCAAGUAUUGGAUUCGCGCAAAGGGCAUCGAGGCGUCCUUUAUACCCUAUGGAGCCUCCAUUUCAAACCUGUUCAUCAACGACCGCUACGGCAUCCGGCGCGAUCUCGUCGGCGGCUUCGACAAUGCUACGUACUACGGCAUUGACAAGCAGCACCCGCACUUUGGCGGUGUGCCGGGCCGGUAUGCGAACCGCAUCAAGAACAGCACCUUUGUCAUUGACGGCAAGACGUAUCACACGAUCCCGAAUGAGAAUCCCACAAAGGACGCGCCCCAGGGGACAGAUACCCUGCACGGAGGCCCCGACGGCUGGGACUGGCGCAACUUCACCGUCUCCGCAUACACUCCCACGAGCAUCACCUUCAGCAUAGUCGACCCAGAUGGAAAGGAGGGCUUCCCGGGCGAGGUGGUGUCGCACAUCACCUACACGGUGCAGGAGAACCAGUGGGACUUGAAGAUGGUGGCGCUGGCGACGACCAAGAAGACGCCCAUCAUGCUCAGCAGCCACACGUACUGGAACCUGGAUGGCUUUGCCAACAAUGAGACCCAGACGGCGCUGAACCAUACGCUGCAUCUUCCGUAUAGUGGACAGCGCGUUGGUGUCGACGGCUUCUUGAUCCCGACGGGCGACAUUUUGGCCAAUAAGAAGGACACGGCGAAUGACUUUUGGUCGCAGCCGAAGCAAAUCGGCAAGGGCUUUGAGCAGAGCGGCAUCAAAAACAACUGCGGUAACAACUGCCCUGGCUACGAUAACUGCUACCUGGUCAACCGGGAGGCGCUGGGGCCAUUUGACUGGCGCACCGAAGGCCCUGUCGCAAGUCUGUCCUCGCCUUGGUCAGGCAUCCACCUGGAUGUCUAUUCGGAUCAGACAGCCUUCCAAGUGUACAGCUGCAACGGGCAAAACGGCACGAUGGCCUUGAAGAAGACGCAGGGUCUGCAUAACAACAAGCAUUUCCCGAGGACGAUUCCCACGUACGGGUGUCUGGUUCUGGAGGUGGAGGACUGGAUUGACGGUAUUAAUAACCCUGAAUGGGGGAGGAAGCAGAUCUGGGGGCCGGACGAUGGUCCGUAUGUUCUCCAGGCAAGCUACAAGUUCAGUAUUGACAAGUAAUGAAUGUCCCUUUUUGUGUGACAAGAGGACAUUGGAUGUAUGAAGAAGAGAAAUCAGAAGGCAGAAUAUAAGUCUAAUUAUGGGGUUUGAUAAAGCG
Messenger RNA from Trichoderma virens Gv29-8, 1392 nucleotides. RefSeq lists its product as uncharacterized. Gene Ontology annotation, biological process: beta-D-galactose catabolic process via UDP-galactose, Leloir pathway; glucose metabolic process. The record is from RefSeq and is a predicted model, not a curated record. Lineage: Eukaryota; Fungi; Ascomycota; Sordariomycetes; Hypocreales; Hypocreaceae. Gene Ontology annotation, molecular function: carbohydrate binding; aldose 1-epimerase activity. The transcript has 2 exons. Bases 87 to 1295 code for a protein of 402 amino acids.